AUGUUAACGUUCCAUUGCUAUGAUCGAGUUGCACAAUUAUUCAUUGAUGUCUUAGGACAAAGAAAAGUGGCCAAUUGUUCUUGCCAAGGGUUUCUCGAAAUGAAUGUGUUGAGCCCGACGCUUUUACAAAAGAUAUUAAGUGGAAGGAAGCGGCUAGAGCUACGCAAAAGGAGAGACGGAAGUCAAGAAGAUGAAGUUAGAGGAGGCACAAAAGAUGAUAAGGAAACAAGUGUGGACACUACUGCCAAGGUAGUAAAUGCGGAAACUGAAAGUGUGACAGGAGGGUACAAUAGAGAAGAACAGAUUGUCAGGAUGCCAAUAGUGAAGCAGAUAGUGAAGCAAAAGCUGAAGUAA
Plasmopara halstedii is the source of this 354-nucleotide messenger RNA. RefSeq lists its product as uncharacterized. The transcript is spliced from 5 exons. Lineage: Eukaryota; Oomycota; Peronosporomycetes; Peronosporales; Peronosporaceae. The record is from RefSeq and is a predicted model, not a curated record. The coding region runs from base 1 to 354 and encodes 117 amino acids.